Molecule: messenger RNA, 2478 nt
Organism: Marmota monax (woodchuck)
Lineage: Eukaryota; Metazoa; Chordata; Mammalia; Rodentia; Sciuridae
Product: endogenous retrovirus group K member 13-1 Env polyprotein-like
Exons: 2
Coding region: 379-1722 (447 amino acids)
Molecular function (GO): structural molecule activity
Source: RefSeq, a predicted model, not a curated record
CCUCAGGCCUGACAGUUUGCAAGAGCUGUGGCUGUGAUUUAGGUCAGCUGAGGCAAACCUCAGUUAGGAGGAGGAAACGUUCUCUUCCCCUUAUCACAAGUCACAAGUUCUGCAUGGUUUGGCCAAGAGGAAGAAGCUUCCUGCAUACUUAUCCUGGGAACAGUACAUUCUAAAAGAAACAAAUGCAUCCUCAGAGGAGUAGAUAAUGUCUACAAAGAACUUUAGGAGGGCACUUAUCAAACAAACAGGAACAAUUUGAAUCUAGCUCUGUGUAUCCGCUGAGGCAUGAUAUUUGGACAAUGUAGGUAAAGUGUUAUUGAAGAAUUGCUUGCUUUGUUAGAAGAAGUAUAUAAAAGGAACUUGCAAAUAAACUUCAGCAUGCAGUUGCAUUUGCUGCCUUGGCUCUGCAUCCCCUGUGUCCUGGUUAUUUCACGAACCUUACCCAGGGACCCGAACGCUCUAGACGUUCACAAUUGGCGCCGGAAUAGGGACCCUGUUGGAUUGUCAGGAAGGAAAAUGGACACCGGCAGUGGCUCCCAGGGCGGUGGAUCCAGACCCGUCACAAUCAGAACAGCACCAAGGGGGGCACCCUAUCCACUACCCCAGCCUACAUACAGAAUCCUGCCGAAAGAGAGAUGGAAUGUAACCAUUCGGAACAACAAAUUGAUGGCCUGGGGUGAUGGCGGAAUUGCUGAUCCACGCUUGGCUUCAGUGCAGUACCUUCAUCAUUUACAAACACAUUUAUGGAAAAUUGCUGCUGCAACUAAACCUGUAAUUUUGUCUAAUGGCUCUUUCUCUGGGACUAGUCAAUCUCCUGCUUCUUAUAAUUUUACUGUAUUUAAAGAGUAUAAUAUAACCACAUGUGUGCCCAUGCCAUACCUGUUCUUAAUUGGAAAUGUUACUUUUGAUGAGGGAAUUUUAUGCUUUAAUUGUAAAUUGUAUACCUGUAUUAAUACAUCUGUUUCUAUUCCUCCUGGUUAUUCCAUUGUGCUGUUACAACAGCGCUCUCACAUUUGGCUUCCUGUAAAUUUACAAAGAACAUGGUCCCAAGAUCCUGUAAACACUUUGGUUCUGGAAUUUUUUAGACAAUUGUUAAAAUGUACUAAACGGUUUAUGAGAGUUGUUGUUGCUGUAAUUCUAAGUCUUAUUGCAGUGACUACAGUUGCUACAGUUUCAGGGAUAGCUUUACAUACUUCUUUACAAACAAAACAGUUUGUUGAGGAAUGGCAUAAAGAUUCGCAUGAGUUAUGGCUAUCCCAGACUCAAAUUGAUUCUAGACUUCAAACUCAAAUAGAUAUUUUAAAACAGACAGUUAAUUGGUUAGGAAAAAAGAUACUCACCUUAGAACAAGAAAUUAGAUUAAAAUGUGACUGGAAUUCAACUUCUUUCUGUAUAACUAAUGUACAAUAUAAUCAAAGCUUACACGAAUGGAGUAUCAUACAAAAUUAUCUCGAUGGUAAUGAUACAGCUCAAUUAAUGAUUGAUUCUUUACAAAAGGAUAUAUUUGAAAUUUUUGGAAAAGGGUUUCAACAUGAUGAUGCUGCACAAAUAGCUGAAUUGUUUUUAAAACAGUUAGAAGGAUUAGAUCCCAAAGGAAUUGCUCAAAGUCUUACCCAUAUGGCUGGAGGAGUGGGAAUAGUGUUAUGCUUAGUUAUUAUCCUGUUUAUAAUUAUAUAUUGCAUGUGCAUAAGACCAUCUCUAAACUCUAUAUUAAUUUUGUGAAAAGCUGUUUUAGAAAAGCAAAAGAAAAAAGAAGGAAUUGUUGGGGUUUAAGUGUGCAGAGUUUAGCUCCCUCAGGCCUGACAGUUUGCAAGAGCUGUGGCUGUGAUUUAGGUCAGCUGAGGCAAACCUCAGUUAGGAGGAGGAAACAUUCUUUUCCCCUUAUCACAAGUCACAAGUUCUGCAUGGUUUGGCCAAGAGGAAGAAGCUUCCUGCAUACUUAUCCUGGGAACAGUACAUUCUAAAAGAAACAAAUGCAUCCUCAGAGGAGUAGAUAAUGUCUACAAAGAACUUUAGGAGGGUACUUAUCAAACAAACAGGAACAAUUUGAAUCUAGCUCUGUGUAUCCGCUGAGGCAUGAUAUUUGGACAAUGUAGGUAAAGUGUUAUUGAAGAAUUGCUUGCUUUGUUAGAAGAAGUAUAUAAAAGGAACUUGCAAAUAAACUUCAGCAUGCAGUUGCAUUUGCUGCCUUGGCUCUGCAUCCCCUGUGUCCUGGUUAUUUCACGAACCUUACCCAGGGACCCGAACGCUCUAGACGUUCACAUAUUAUAAUGAAGUAUGAUUUUUCUAUACCUAAUUUAGCCAGGAAUUUUUUUUUCAAGAAAGAAUGUUGAAUUUAAUCAAACUUUUCCCUGCAUAUAUUGUUGGUAUCAUGUGAUUUUGAUCCUUGAUUUUAGUUAUAUACUGAAUUUUGUUUGUUGAUUUGUAUAUGUUGAACCAUUGUUGCAUCCCUGGAAUAAAACCCAAUUGAUAAUGGCA